AACCCUAGAAAACUAUUACAUGCUGCUUCUGUCACUUACCUCAAUCGCGUUUUCCGCGAGACAAAGUUCUAGAUCAAUAACUUGCGCACUUUCACUGCUCAACAAUGUUCAUCAACACCGCUGUUGUUGUUUUUUUUCAUCAGCUUUGGAAUCGGAGGAUAGAAAUGAUAUUCAACUCCAGCUAACUCUCUCCUUGAUCAAUUCAAAGCAAUGUCUACAUCCAAUCCGCAUCAAUCAAGCUCAUUGUUUCAUCUUCAAAAUUGGUCUCGAUCAGGACAACAUCAUACUCGGCAAAUUUAUCGAGUCUUGCUCCGACCUAGGCUUAUCGGACAUUGCUUACUCAGUCUUCAUCCAUCGGCUAAGAUCAACGACGAUCCCACCGCCGAACGUUUUCCUCUACAACACCGUGAUCAAGGCUAUGUCUCGUGAUCCUCAAACUGCAAAAUAUGCCAUCUCUCUUUACAACGAUAUUCGUUUACUUGCAGGUUUACGGCCUGAUAAUUAUUCUUUACCGUAUACAUUGAAAGCGGUUUCUCGAAUGUCUGAAGUUGGCAUCGGGAGACAGAUCCAUUGUCAAGCUGUUGGCAUGGGAAUGGAGAGCUGCGUUUCAGUGUCUACCUCCCUGGUUCAAAUGUAUUCUGCUUGUGGGUGCGUCUUUGAUGCACGCAAGGUGUUUGAUGAAACGUGCAACAGAGAUGUUGCCUUGUGGAACGCGAUUGUUGCUUGCUAUGCUAAAAUCGGUGCAAUGGAAGUGGCAAGAGAACUGUUUGAAGCUACGAUUCAGAGAAAUGUUAUAUCCUGGACUACACUUGUUGCAGGCUAUGUUCAGAGUAAUAAGGCGAAUGAAGCUGUCUCCAUUUUCAGGAGAAUGCUGCUGGAGGAAGGUGUAAAGCCAGAUGAGGUGACAAUGGUGGCAGCUCUUUCCGCUUGUGCCCAUUUGGGAGAUGGAGAAUUAGGUCGAUGGAUUCACAGGUACAUCGAUGAGCAUAGUUUACGUCAAACAAUCCCACUUUGCAACUCGCUCAUAGAAAUGUAUGCCAAAUCUGGAGACAUAACAACGGCUGUAAAUUUUUUUGAAAAUAUGAAGCAAAGAAGUGUUGUGACAUGGACAACGAUAAUAUCAGGAAUGGCAAUACACGGGCUUGAAGAAGAAGCUCGUGGGAUGCUCUCUCGAAUGGAAAUGUCUCGGAUUAAACCAAACAAAGUCACUUUCACCGCUAUUCUUUCAGCUUGCAGCCACGCCGGUCUAAUUGAAAUGGGUAAUUGGGUAUUCUACAACAUGGAAUCGAGAUUCGGGGUUAAAGCCGAGGAUGAGCAUUACGGUUGCAUGGUCGAUCUACUAGGACGAUGCGGUUACCUCAAAGAAGCCCGUGAGCUAAUUGAAGCUAAUAAUAAUAACAAGAACCGUGCAGCAGCAUCAGCAGCAGCGAUGUGGGGGUCUCUUCUUGCAGCAUCGAAAAUCCAUGGAAAUGUUGAACUAGCUGAGGAGGCUAUGAGAAGGUUAAUAAAGUUGGAGCCAGAUAAUAGCGGGAAUUACUUGCUCUUGUCUAAUGUGUAUGCUGGUCAUGGAUUGUGGAGUGAAUCUGGUCUGACGAGGAAGGUGAUGAAGGAUAAUGGAGUUUCGAAAGUAGCUGGUGAGAGUUCAAUCGAAGUGAACAACGCUGUUUAUAGGUUUGGUUCGAGAGAGAUUUCGCAUCCAGAAACGAAAAAGAUUUGCAGAUUAUUGUGUAACUUAAAGGACCAGAUGAAAACCGCGUGCAACGAAGUUAUAUAAGAUGUGCCUAUAAUC
Messenger RNA from Impatiens glandulifera, 1789 nucleotides. Its product is annotated as pentatricopeptide repeat-containing protein At5g56310. NCBI's taxonomy places the organism in Eukaryota, Viridiplantae, Streptophyta, Magnoliopsida, Ericales, Balsaminaceae. Bases 20 to 1774 code for a protein of 584 amino acids. Gene Ontology annotation, molecular function: protein binding; RNA binding. The record is from RefSeq and is a predicted model, not a curated record. Gene Ontology annotation, biological process: RNA modification. The transcript has a single exon.